Messenger RNA from Oryza brachyantha (malo sina), 1821 nucleotides. RefSeq names its product glycosyltransferase BC10-like. The transcript has 11 exons. Gene Ontology annotation, cellular component: membrane. The coding region runs from base 251 to 1369 and encodes 372 amino acids. Gene Ontology annotation, molecular function: glycosyltransferase activity. The record is from RefSeq and is a predicted model, not a curated record. NCBI's taxonomy places the organism in Eukaryota, Viridiplantae, Streptophyta, Magnoliopsida, Poales, Poaceae.
UACCUUUACACCUCACUCCUCGCAUCAUUCAUUCAGUCUCGGUGCUCCUCCUCCAAAUCUUUUUUUCUUUUUCUCACUCCUGUUCCUCCUGCACACCGGCUAGAUCUCGCCAAGAACUCGGUAACCCGAAGCCUCGGCGAGAUCCAGCAUCCGCGACGAAGGUUUGGGGGGUUCUUGAGCAUUUCUGCCAGAAGAGUGACCCUGGAUGAUUGCAUAAACGAAGCCUGCUGAAUGCAGAUUGCGAAGUAUCAUGGCACCGCGCAACAGGACUUCAACUAGAAGACCUCUCUGGAUUGUCAUCUUGAUUGCUUUUGUUUGUGCAGUAGCCAUUGGAGUCUACCUUUAUACGCCCCAGAAUUACACACCUUGUUACUUGGUAUCAUCAAAUUCUUGUAGUUCCCGGCCUCCUCCAGAACCUGCUAGGGUUUACACUGAUGAUGAGAUUGCUGCUCGUGUUGUCAUAAGAGAUAUCAUUUUGGCACAGCCAGUUCAGUCAAAGAAUCCAAAAAUUGCAUUCAUGUUCUUGACACCCAGUUCAUUGCCUUUUGAGAAGCUUUGGGAAAAAUUCUUCAUGGGGCAUGAAGACAGAUACACCAUAUAUGUACAUGCAUCAAGAGAAAGGCCUGUUCAUGCAAGUCCAAUAUUCAAUGGCAGGGAUAUUCGAAGUGAAAAGGUAACCUGGGGCACCAUUUCAAUGAUUGAUGCAGAGAGGAGGCUCUUGGCUAAUGCACUACAAGAUCCUGAUAAUCAGCAUUUUGUCUUGCUCUCUGAGAGCUGUGUACCACUUCAUAACUUCGAUUAUGUAUAUAGUUAUCUUAUGGAAACAAACAUCAGCUUUGUUGACUGUUUUGAUGAUCCUGGUCCACAUGGAGCUGGUAGAUAUUCUGACCAUAUGCUACCUGAAAUUGUUAAGAAAGAUUGGAGAAAAGGUGCACAGUGGUUCACUGUGAAACGUCAGCAUGCAGUUCUUAUUCUUUCUGACUUCCUUUACUAUGCAAAGUUUAAGCGCUACUGUAAGCCUGGAAAUGAGUGGCAUAACUGCUAUUCUGAUGAACACUAUUUGCCAACCCUCUUUAACAUGGUUGAUCCAACUGGAAUUGCAAAUUGGUCAGUGACGCAUGUUGAUUGGUCUGAAGGAAAAUGGCAUCCUAAAGCUUACAGGGCUGUUGACACAAGCUUUGAACUGCUUAAGAAUAUCUCAUCCAUUGAUGAGAGUAUUCAUGUUUCAAGCAAUGCAAAGCACCACGUGCAGAGAAGACCAUGCCUAUGGAACGGCAUGAAGAGGCCUUGCUACCUUUUCGCACGGAAGUUCUAUCCCGAGGCCCUUGACAAUCUGAUGAACAUCUUCUCGAACUUCACCAUCAUCUAAAGGGAAUGAGCCAUCAAGAAUCAUCCCCCUGAUCGGUUGCAUUUAACACUACUUGCUUCAUUGCUGAGGAAAAUCAGAAACCCAAAGGGACUUACACUUGCUGGAAUUGUUUUUGUAAGCUCUCUUGGAAGCUGGAAUGGCAAAAUUGAUUUUCCUCUUUUUGUGACGAUGUUACAUGCCUUGCUGCUGUUGAAAGAGCUGUCAGGUUCGUUCCCCAGUUUGCUGUUCAGAGCAAUUGAUGUUUUGUUCAUAAUGAACUGAGGAGAAGCUGAGAAAUCAUGAGCAAUUCAUGCAUACGAUUUCUCCGUUGACACCAGACAAGAGCGGGAAAACAUUUUAGUGCUCUAGUAUGCAUUAUUCUUCUGCUGUAAUCCCUCUGUUUUAUAUUUCAUAUUAUAAGGCACCAUUCCUUGGCAAGGGAAAAAAAAAAAAGCUCCCUCAGUUUACUGUGA